GCGCGGCCGGCCUGACCUGGCGCCAAUUCUAAAUUCGGCACACAAGUUGGCUUCAAACAUUACCAUAGCAAAAUACUAAAAACCGCCAAACGGAAUAAAUAGUGUGUGAGAAAAGUGGAGGAUUUUUAAUAAUAAUGACUAGCGGACCGCCCAAAUACAACAAAGUGUUUGCCCACUUGGGCCAUGACUGCGAGAUGCUCGCCGAAGACGACGAAGUCGAGAAAAGGUUCCCUGGGAGGACCUGUUGCAACCAGUUUAAAAGGGCUGUGAUGCGGAGUAUCCUAGUUCACGAAAAAAUCUGUAAAUCUUGCGCCAUUCACUUGCGAAGUCACGGCGCAAUCGAGAAAGAGAAACAAAGACAUAUCAGAUACCACCCCACUAGCAUCCAUCCCUUCAGCAGCACUCGCAUUUGGUGGGAGUUAUGCAUGUGUGGCGUUUGCCUUUUCCAGUUAAUUUUAGUGCCUUUAGACGUUGGAUUUUAUGCUUUUGAGGAAACUAUGCCGUUCCUUCGCAGUAUUCCAUUUCUCACAAUUCGGAUGGUCUUGGACCUAAUUUGUUGCGUCGACAUUGGCCUUAAUUCAAUAACGGGGUAUUAUGAUGAAGCAAAAAAAGAAGUUGUGCUUCACCAUCGGAAGAUAGUCUUACAUUAUUUAAAAAAUCAGUUUGUUGUGGAUUUUUUAUCGUCAGUUCCGACUCACUGGGAUCUUUUUGUACCCAUGGGCAACACCGAUGGUAAGAAAAAUUGGCAACUGGCGGUUUUACAGUUAAUCUCGACGAUCAAAUAUUUGAGAUUUUUUACGCUCAAUAAUCUUGCGACGAAACUUUGCAAUAUCUUUGGAGUUGAUUUUUAUGUGCGGCAUGGUGUUUUAAUGGUGCUCACAAUGCUCAUUUUUUGGCACAUUCUUUCUUGUACCCAAAUAUUUGGAUAUUAUCUUUUUGAUGAUAAGAAGAAUUAUGCCGCUUAUAAGAACACAACCUCCUUCAAAGCCAUUUCCCGCAGUCUCUACGACGGCGCCCUUUUAAUUUACACAGCAUCGUACGGGGUGGAAGAACCGGAAAACAACUACGAAUUUUUAAUGACUACAAUACUGUGGUUCCUAUCCAAAUUUGUUCAAAUUUACCUCCUAGCCCGCGUUAUCGAAUUCCUGCGAGCCAAGACGUCGCCGAAAAUGAAGUACUCGCAAAUGGUGAAACAAUUGGUUGAAUUUAUGCGCCAUAAGCAACUCCCCUUAUACACCCAAAAGCGGAUUUUGACUUAUUACGAGUUCCAUUUUCAAAAAAGUUACUUCAGAGAGAAUGAAAUCUACGCAACGAUUUCAGGCCAGUUGCGCCAAGAAAUCGUAAUGCAGACGUGUCGACAGUUGGUAGAAAACGUUGAAUUUUUCAGAGAUCUUCCCCUAAAUUUGCUCGUACGAAUCGUGUCCUGUUUGCGAUCUGAGAUUUAUUUGACUAAUGACGUUGUUGUGAAAGCCAAUUCGACUGGAAAUUGCAUGUACUUCAUAUCAACUGGGACAGUGGCUGUUUAUACAGUUUCAGGGAAAGAAGUGUGUCAUUUAGAGGACGGGGACCACUUUGGCGAAAUUGCUUUGGUCACCCCCGAAGCGCAACGAGUUGCUUCUGUUAUUGCGGUGGAAACGUGUGAAUUGUACAGACUGGACAGGAAGGACUUUAUUAAGGCCAUCCAUCCGUAUCCAGAUUUGCUGGAAAAGAUCCAGAAAAUUGCCGCUGAUAGGAUGGAGAAGACCAAUCUUAUGGAGGAGCAUUAUAAGAGGGACAUGGCCACCAAGCGAUUGUAUUAAAAGGCUUAAUUCCAAUAAAACUCAUUUUAUUUUACAACUUAA
This is a messenger RNA of Tribolium castaneum (red flour beetle), 1841 nucleotides long. RefSeq names its product potassium/sodium hyperpolarization-activated cyclic nucleotide-gated channel 1. Gene Ontology annotation, molecular function: voltage-gated potassium channel activity. The record is from RefSeq and is a predicted model, not a curated record. The coding region runs from base 135 to 1799 and encodes 554 amino acids. The transcript is spliced from 7 exons. NCBI's taxonomy places the organism in Eukaryota, Metazoa, Arthropoda, Insecta, Coleoptera, Tenebrionidae. Gene Ontology annotation, biological process: potassium ion transmembrane transport; regulation of membrane depolarization; sodium ion transmembrane transport. Gene Ontology annotation, cellular component: membrane; HCN channel complex.